AUGGAGUUCAUCAAAGACUCUUCAAUUGGCCCUGGGAGCCCAGAGGAUGUGAGCAGCCUCUCAAGUACAUCAUAUCCAUCAACACCCAUCAAUGAAAAUGCCGUAACAACAGUCGUCGAAGAAGUCGCUUUACCUCGGUCGCCACCUGUCGUUGGUGAUCGCGAUGUGCAACAAGAGGCAGUCUUGCACGCUCGGGCCUACCAAACGGAAAUGCUCCAAGAGAGUCUCAAACAGAAUGUCAUUGUUGCUAUGGACACUGGUAGUGGAAAAACCCAAGUAGCAGUCCUUCGCAUGCAAGCUGAACUCGAGAGAUCAUCUCCGGACAAGAUUAUAUGGUUUCUUGCACCAACAGUUGCGCUGUGUUACCAGCAAUUCAACGUCAUCCGUUCUCAGAUUCCCAGAGUAGUGACCAAGAUGUUGAGCGGCAAAGACGGUCCCGAGACUUGGUCUUCUGCUCAAACAUGGGACAAGUUUUUGAACAAUGUCAGUAUCGUGGUGUCUACGCCACAGGUCCUCAGCGAUGCACUUCAACACGACUUUGUGCGAAUUGAUAGACUGUCACUAAUCGUCUUUGAUGAAGCCCACAACUGUACUGGCAAAUAUUCUGGAGUCAAAGUCAUGAAUGUCUAUUGGAAGAUCAAGCAGGCCGGUCUUCCAGUACCUUCCAUCCUGGGCCUCACGGCAAGUCCAGUGAUGAACAUAUCAAGGCAUGGGCUAGAAAUCAUUGAAAGAACCCUUGAUGCAGUCUGCAAGACCCCUAUGAAGCAUAGAGAAGAGUUGCUGGCCCAAGUCAGUCGCCCGGAACUGAUCUGUGUCUCGUACAAACUCAUAGAGGAAGCAGAGGCUACCAUCAGCACCGCAGCCAUGAACAGCGUACGCCACGUUCUCAUUGGCCUAGAUAUCAGGGAAGAUCCUUUCAUAUUGCGAAUGCUCCACGAGAAUACCGAACGGAGCCGAAACGAGCUCCUGAUUGCUGUACAGGGAAAUGAUACACCGUCCAUCAGGCAACUGACUUCACUUUACCGCAAGAGCGUCGAGAUUCGAAAGGAACUAGGUGCCUGGGCUGCCGAUUUCUUCGUCUUUACAGCAGUCAGCCAAUACUUGGAACAUGCAGCCAAGGGGGAGAUAUCCCACACCGCGUGGCACCUCGCCGAGAAGGACUACGUUGUUGGUGCCUUGAACAAAGUCCAGCUGCCUCAGUUGUGCACACCAGAUGAUUUGUUGAUAUCGGAUAAAGUUAAAAGACUCAUUACACGACUGAGCAAUUGCCCGGAAAAUACACUAGGCAUUAUCUUUGUCAAGGAAACAGCCACUGUCAGUGCAUUGCAUAAUCUUUUGUCCAAGCAUGCUGCGACUCGAGAUCGUUUCCGUAUCGGAACAAUGGUCGGAAUUUCCAGGAGCGUCGCAAGAAAGCGGGAGGUGGGAGAGAUUGACCGAGAAGAUAGCCUCCUUAAUCUGGAAAGCUUCCGAUCCGGACAUCUCGAUCUCCUGAUCGCCACGAGUGUAUUGGAAGAGGGCAUAGAUGUCCCAGCCUGCAAUCUCGUCAUCUGCUUUGACAGGCCUUCCAAUCUGAAAUCAUUCAUUCAGCGUCGCGGCAGAGCAAGGAUGAAGAAUUCCACCCUUCUGUUGUUCUGCGAAGAGGGCGGCGAUGCUCAGACCACAUGGGAAGAUCUCGAGCGGGAGAUGAAGAAGCAAUACGAAGCAGAGGAUCGAGAAAAGUUGGGACUCGCUGUUCUCGAGGAAAGUGAUGAUGCCUACGAGUACACUUUCUCCACUCGCAGCGGCAACGAGAUGGACAUUGACAGUGCCAAAGCGCAUCUCGAUCACUUUUGUGCCACCCUCUUCUCCAAACAGUUUGUCGACUGUAUGCCGUAUUAUCUGUUCGAGACGAUAUACACAACCGGCACAAAGCUCGAACCGCCCUUGUUCCGGGCCACGGUCGUAUUGCCCAACUCGCUACCGACUGAGCUACGCCGAAUGCAAAGUGCCAGUACCUGGUACUCUCAGAAAAAGGCCUGCAAGGACGCAGCAUUCCAGGCAUACAAAAAGCUGUACGAAGCAGGACUCGUCAAUGAGAACUUGUUGCCCUUCAAGGCCGAGGAGCUUGCAACAGGACCCGACAUACGGCUUCCAGAGGUAGAAGUCAGUGAGGUCUGGAAUCCUUGGCCCUCGGUCGCAAGAGCUUGGUCUCACGGUCCAAGGUACCGACAUACAGUUCGACUCUCAGACCACUGCCGUACAAUUUGUGAGUUUGAGCUAUAUGCUCCAACGCGGUUACCAUCAAUUCCUCCUUUCAACGUAUUCUGGAGUUCAGAGACCUGGAUGGUGGAGAUUGGACCAGCAUCUCCAAACACAGAUAUUGUGGACAAGCUUGGCGAAGAAACCAUGGGUCUGAUAUCUUUGGCUCUCGGUUAUCGCUCACCGGUGAAGGAAGGCGGACAACAUGUACUCAUGUUUCACUCAAAGUUGGACUCAUCUAAAGAAGAUCGUCACUUGUCUUUCGCUCAACUCGAAAACUGGUCAGCAGCGGAACCUUUGCCAUAUCUCAUCAGAAAUACCGCUAAUGGUGCGCCAUAUUUCUUUGAAAAGUGGCUAACCUCCAGACCCCCUGCUGAGAUUGUGCGGAAAAAGAUGCCUAAGUAUUACGAACGCAUCAUCGAAGAACAGGGUGGUGUUGAUGGACCAUGGCUUGCACUGAGACGCUGGCCGCGACGACAAGAUUUCUUACACAAGAUCCGACAAGAGCCAGCUCAGCCGACUUCUAGUAAGGCCUACCAGACUGUUUGGCCAGUCUCCUGCUGCCGGAUCGAGACGGCUCCUAUCCCACAUGUACAGUUUGGCGCAUUGAUACCGUCAAUUACACACAUGAUCGAAAUUUAUUCGGUGGCACAGGAUUUCUCGGAGAGGAUACUAAAGGAUCUUGGCUUUCAAGAUUUGUCAUUGGUCCUCACAGCAAUCAGCGCCUCGUCCGCUCGUGAGGCCACUGAUUACCAAAAGCUCGAGUUCCUUGGCGACGUGCUUCUGAAACUCCUGUCGACAAUCAGCGUUGCAGUUAAUCAUCCCCAAUAUCCCGAGGGCUACUUGUCAGUCAUGAGGACGAGGAUGAUAUCAAACACUAGACUUUGCCGAGCAACCAAGGACAGUGGCAUAGACAAAUUCAUCCUGACAAAAGAGUUUACUGGACAUAAAUGGAAACCGUUCUACGUGGAUGAGAUGGCUGUCACGGAAGAUGUCUCUGGCACCCGGCGCAUGUCAACAAAAGUCCUCGCUGAUAUUGUAGAGUCCCUUACCGGCGCAGCAUUCCUUGAUGGCGGGCAGGGGCCACGGGGAAUGGAAAAGUCGUUGGCUUGCCUUCGUAUGUUGAUGCCGGACAUUAAAUGGCACAGUAUGGACGAAGGCAGAAAUGUCUUGGCAUCCCUCAAGGAAGUGAAGAGCGAGCUCCCUUCCAACUUCCAGCUUUGCGAGAAGCUCCUUGGAUAUUCCUUCACCAACAAGACUCUGCUCAUUGAGGCACUCACUCAUGGCUCGUAUAAUCUGGGCUCGUCGGACGAUCGAUCAUACGAGAGGCUCGAAUUCAUUGGAGAUGCGAUCUUGGAUUAUAUUGUUGUUCUCAAGUUAUGGGAGAGAGACUUGCCGCAGAGCCUCAUGUCCCCAUUGCGCGCAGCCUGCGUCAACGCCGAUCUGAUUGGCUUCUUGGGCAUGGAAUGGAGCAUACCGCAAGAGACCAGCGAGGUUGUAGACCGGAAGCCCGUAUCGUCAACCAUGGAAAUCCCCUUUUGGAAAUUUAUGCGCCACGCCUCGUCCGAGGUGGGCGCCCUGCAAAAGGAUGCAGAGAAGCGACGUGGCCUAGAAAGGGGACCCAUCAUGGACGCCAUUGAAAACUCAUCCACGUACCCAUGGGCACUCCUCGCCCAUCUACACAUUCCCAAGUUCUUUUCCGACAUUUUCGAGUCCAUCAUGGGUGCCGUGUGGCUGGACUCGGGCGACCUAAGGGACUGCGCGGCCAUUGUGGAGCGCAUUGGUAUUCUGCCGUAUCUCGAGCGCAUCCUGGACCAAGGAAUUGAUGUGUUCCAUCCCAAGAACAAGCUGGGCGAAAUUGCCGAGCAGAAAAAGGUCGAGUACCGGGUCGAGAUACAACAGGGAGGAGGGACCCAGCUGAGCUGCAAGGUGUACGUGGGGGACGAAAUGGUUGUCGAGGUUGGCGAGGGCUUGAACAAGGACGAGAUUAUCACAAAGGCGGCUGAGAAGGCCUACAUGAUUUUGAAAGCACGGAAAGACGGCAAUGUUGGGAUCAACGUAGAUUCAAUGGAUAUUGAUCAGUAG
This is a messenger RNA of Pestalotiopsis fici W106-1, 4323 nucleotides long. RefSeq lists its product as uncharacterized. The transcript is spliced from 4 exons. Gene Ontology annotation, molecular function: RNA binding; ribonuclease III activity; ATP binding. Gene Ontology annotation, biological process: siRNA processing. Lineage: Eukaryota; Fungi; Ascomycota; Sordariomycetes; Amphisphaeriales; Sporocadaceae. The coding region runs from base 1 to 4323 and encodes 1440 amino acids. Gene Ontology annotation, cellular component: RISC complex; nucleus; cytoplasm. The record is from RefSeq and is a predicted model, not a curated record.